Helobdella robusta is the source of this 288-nucleotide messenger RNA. RefSeq lists its product as hypothetical. Gene Ontology annotation, biological process: regulation of sodium ion transport. The transcript has 3 exons. The annotation marks the transcript as partial. The record is from RefSeq and is a predicted model, not a curated record. Lineage: Eukaryota; Metazoa; Annelida; Clitellata; Rhynchobdellida; Glossiphoniidae.
AUGAUUUGCUCAAUGAAAUGUUUCUUUAUUCUUUUCUGUGCUUUCCUAUUGGUAUUGACAGUCGAGCGACAAAUAUUUGAUGUUCUGGGGUCUCUAUGGUUGUCGGUUAUAGCAAACUCGUUGCAUAUUUUAUUCACUGUCAUUGGUAUCAUUGGUGCCCUCAAGUACCAUAGAAAAAUUUUGAUAUUUUUCACCCUAUGGUGCCUCGUCUGGAUAAGUUGGAACGUCGUCGUCAUUUGCUUCUAUCACAAUGCCGGUCUACUGCAUAGAGUGAGUUAUUAUUGUUAU